This is a messenger RNA of Tauraco erythrolophus (red-crested turaco), 1264 nucleotides long. NCBI's taxonomy places the organism in Eukaryota, Metazoa, Chordata, Aves, Musophagiformes, Musophagidae. The record is from RefSeq and is a predicted model, not a curated record.
AUGCCGCUCCACAAUGAGGAUGACCCCCCAGAGUCUUCAGCAGCUGAGCAGCCUUCCACGUCUACAGAGACUCCGCAGACUCCCCCGACAGCAGCCUUAUCUGAAGCAGAUACUUCCCCUCCACCUUACUGUAGCAUAGCUGUAGAAGCAGCUGCGACCUCAGAAACACACAAUGAAUUUUAUCCUGUACCACCUCCAUACAGUGUAGCUACCUCUCUUCCUACUUAUGAUGAAGCAGAGAAGGCCAAAGCUGCAGCAAUGGCAGCUGCUGCAGCAGAAGUUGCCCAACGAGAAGAAGAGUAUCCACCACGGGAUGAUUUCAGUGAUGCAGAUCAGCUUAGAGUGGGCAAUGAUGGCAUCUUCAUGUUGGCAUUUUUCAUGGCAUUUAUUUUCAACUGGAUUGGAUUUUGUUUAUCCUUCUGUAUAACAAAUACCAUAGCUGGAAGGUAUGGUGCAAUCUGUGGAUUUGGUCUCUCCCUGAUCAAAUGGAUUCUCAUUGUACGGUUUUCAGAUUACUUUACUGGAUAUUUCAAUGGACAGUACUGGCUUUGGUGGAUAUUUCUUGUACUUGGACUCCUCCUGUUCUUUCGAGGCUUUGUUAAUUAUCUUAAAGUCAGAAAUAUGUCUGAAAGCAUGGCAGCUGCUCACAGAACAAGAUUUUUUUUCUUGUACUGAAGACUGCAUCGAACAGACAUUCCUUUCCUAUACCAGUGUGAAACUUCCAGAUGAUCUGUAACCCUCCGAGUUACUAGGAUAGAAGACUACUAAAAUCUGAAGACAAAUUAGUGAAGAUACGGCUUCAAAAAUGAAUGACCGGAUGGUUUAUGCUCAAAUGCCAGUUCCGUCAUUCUAGUAAAUAUUUAUAAUUGCUGCCUUUUUGUUUUAGCACAUUGGUAUAUGUGCUUAUUAAAAAGAUAGUAUUGAAGUAAGAACGAACCACCUGUUAGUAUAGAUUAGGUGCAGUCAGACUCGGUUCAUCUGUGCUUGUUGUAUCUGAAAGAUUUUAAGUGGUAGCUUGUUUCACAGCGUGUAUGUACCACUAGCUUGUUAAUCUGAUCUUUGAGUACAAUGGAAUGCAUUAAAUGAUUCAGAUUAACCAGUUCAGACAGUUUUUCGUAUGAUUUCAAUCCAUCUAAUGAUUGUGUAGAACAUUUUUAAGUUUACUAAAACUCGAAGUUCCUUGUCACAAACUUGUAUUUGCCAAUAUUUUAUCAAAUUCAAACCAAUGUACUGGUUUGCUUAAAACUGAUACUACACUUUAAGU